Molecule: messenger RNA, 4261 nt
Organism: Canis lupus familiaris (dog)
Lineage: Eukaryota; Metazoa; Chordata; Mammalia; Carnivora; Canidae
Gene: TLR7
Product: toll like receptor 7
Biological process (GO): defense response to virus; canonical NF-kappaB signal transduction; positive regulation of interleukin-6 production
Cellular component (GO): plasma membrane
Molecular function (GO): pattern recognition receptor activity; protein binding
Source: RefSeq, marked provisional
AACCCCUGAACCACCGAGGUCCCCACAGCCCCUCUGCUCUGCUCUCUUCAACCAGACUUCUGUAUUUCACGGUGGAAGAAGACUAAAAAUGGUGUUUCCAAUGUGGACAUUGAAGAGACAGUUCUUUAUCCUUUUGAACAUAAUCCUGAUUUCCAAACUCCUUGGAGCCAGAUGGUUUCCUAAAACUCUGCCCUGUGAUGUCAGCCUGGAUGCUCCGAAGGCCCAUGUGAUUGUGGACUGCACGGACAAGCACCUGACGGAAAUCCCGGGAGGUAUUCCCUCCAACGCCACCAACCUCACCCUCACCAUUAACCACAUACCCGGCAUCUCUCCAGCCUCCUUCCACCAGCUGGACUAUCUGGUAGAGAUCGAUUUCCGAUGCAACUGUAUACCUGUUCGACUGGGGCCGAAAGACCAUCUGUGCACCAGGAGGCCACAGAUUAAACCCAGAAGCUUUAGCAGCCUCACUUAUUUGAAAUCCCUUUAUCUGGAUGGAAACCAGCUUCUAGAAAUACCCGAGGGUCUUCCUCCCAGCUUGGAGCUGCUGAGCCUCGAAGCCAACAGUAUCUUCUCUAUCAUGAAAAAUAACCUAACAGAACUGACCAACAUAGAAAGGCUCUACUUGGGCCAAAACUGUUAUUUUCGCAAUCCUUGUAAUGUUUCAUUUUUCAUCGAAAAAGAUGCUUUCCUAAGUCUGAAAAAUCUAAAAUUGCUCUCCCUCAAAGAUAACAACAUCACGUAUGUCCCUACUACUUUGCCGUCUACUUUAACAGAACUCUACCUUUAUAACAACGCCAUUGCAAAAAUCCAAGAAGAUGAUUUUAAUAACCUCAAUCAACUGCGCAUCCUCGACCUAAGUGGAAAUUGCCCUCGUUGUUACAAUGUCCCAUUUCCUUGCACACCCUGUGAAAAUAAUUCGCCCCUACAGAUCCAUGAGUCAGCUUUCGAUGCAUUGACAGAAUUACAGGUGUUACGUCUACACAGUAACUCUCUUCAGCGUGUGCCCCAGAGAUGGUUUAAAAACAUUAAAAAGCUCAAGGAGCUCGAUCUGUCCCAAAACUUCUUGGCCAAAGAAAUUGGGGAUGCCAAAUUUUUGUAUCUUCUUCACGACCUUGUCCAACUGGAUCUAUCUUUCAAUUAUGAACUUCAGGUCUAUCGUGCAGCUCUGAAUCUGUCCGACGCGUUUUCUUCACUGAAAAACCUGAAAGUGUUGCGCAUCAAAGGAUACGUCUUUAAGGAGCUGAGCAGCCAUCAUCUCUCUCCGUUACAGAGCCUUACCAAUCUCGAAGUUCUUGAUCUCGGCACUAACUUCAUAAAAAUUGCGGACCUCAGCAUAUUUGAACAAUUUAAAACACUGAAAGUCAUAGACCUUUCGAUGAAUAAGAUAUCCCCUUCAGGAGAUUCAGGUGAAGUUGGCUUCUGCUCUAGCACCAGAACCUCUGUCGAAGGUCAUGCGCCUCAGGUCCUUGAGACAUUACAUUAUUUCAGAUAUGACGAGUAUGCAAGGAGUUGCAGGUUCAAAAACAAAGAGACUCCUUCUUUCUUGCCUUUUAACAAAGAUUGUUACAUGUAUGGGCAGACCCUGGACCUAAGUAGAAACAACAUCUUUUUUAUCAAGUCCUCUGAUUUUCAGCAUCUUUCUUUCCUCAAAUGCCUAAAUUUGUCAGGAAAUACCAUUGGCCAAACUCUCAAUGGCAGUGAAUUUCAGCCACUAGUGGAGCUGAAAUACUUGGACUUCUCUAACAACCGGCUUGAUUUACUCUACUCGACGGCAUUUGAGGAGCUACGCAAACUGGAAGUUCUAGAUAUUAGCAGUAACAGCCAUUACUUUCAAUCAGAAGGAAUCACUCACAUGCUAAACUUCACCAAGAACCUAAAAGUUCUGAAGAAACUGAUGAUGAACAACAAUGACAUCGCUACGUCCACCAGCAGGACCAUGGAGAGCGAGUCUCUUAAAAUUCUGGAAUUCAGAGGAAAUCAUUUGGAUGUUUUAUGGAGAGAUGGUGAUAACAGAUACUUAAAGUUCUUCAAGAAUCUGCUGAACUUAGAGGAAUUAGACAUCUCUGAAAAUUCCCUGAGCUUCUUGCCUUCUGGAGUGUUUGAUGGCAUGCCUCCGAAUCUAAAGACUCUCUCCUUGGUCAAAAAUGGGCUCAAGUCCUUUCACUGGGAAAGACUCCAGUAUCUGAAGAAUCUAGAGACUUUGGACCUCAGCUACAAUGAGCUGAAGAUUGUCCCUGAGAGAUUAUACAACUGUUCCAGAAGCCUCAAGAAGCUGAUUCUUAAGUAUAAUCAAAUCAGGCAGCUGACAAAGCAUUUUCUACAAGAUGCUUUCCAGUUGCGAUAUCUGGACCUCAGCUCAAAUAAAAUCCAGAUUAUCCAGAAGACUAGCUUUCCAGAAAAUGUCCUCAACAACCUGGAGAUGUUACUUUUGCAUCAUAACCGGUUUCUGUGCACCUGUGAUGCUGUGUGGUUUGUCUGGUGGGUCAACCACACAGAGGUGACUAUUCCUUACUUGGCCACAGAUGUGACUUGUGUGGGGCCAGGAGCACACAAGGGCCAGAGUGUGGUCUCCCUGGAUCUGUAUACCUGUGAGUUAGAUCUGACUAACCUGGUUCUGUUCUCAUUUUCCCUAUCGCUGGCCCUUUUUCUGAUGGUGAUUACAACAGCAAACCACCUCUACUUCUGGGACGUGUGGUACAGUUACCAUUACUGUAAGGCCAAAAUAAAGGGGUAUCGGCGUCUGAAAUCACUGGACUCUUGCUAUGAUGCUUUCGUUGUGUAUGACACUAAAGACCCAGCAGUGACCGAAUGGGUUUUGGAUGAGCUGGUGGCCAAGCUGGAAGACCCAAGGGAGAAACAUUUCAAUUUAUGUCUUGAGGAAAGGGAUUGGUUACCAGGGCAGCCAGUUCUGGAAAACCUUUCCCAGAGCAUACAGCUUAGCAAAAAGACGGUGUUUGUGAUGACGAACAAGUAUGCAAAGACCGAGAACUUUAAGAUAGCAUUUUACUUGUCCCAUCAGAGGCUCAUGGAUGAAAAAGUGGACGUCAUUAUCUUGAUAUUCCUUGAGAAGCCCCUUCAGAAAUCCAAGUUCCUCCAGCUCCGCAAGAGGCUCUGUAAGAGUUCUGUCCUGGAGUGGCCAAGAAACCCACAGGCUCACCCAUACUUCUGGCAGUGUCUGAAAAAUGCCCUGGCCACAGACAAUCAUGUGACCUAUAGCCAGGUGUUCAAAGAGACGGUCUAGGCCUUCUUUGCAAAAUGGGGCUGCCUGACUCACCAAGGAGAAGCUUGGCUGCCUAGAUUUUCUCUUCGAUGUCUCACUAGAAGGGUGUUCGUAAAUUCUCUAAGACCCGGGAUGGCCCAUAGCAGAGAGGCUGGUGGAAGUUGGAAAAUGGAAUUUAUAUGAUACAUCGAGUCAUCUUACUUAUCUCUCUGUGACUCCAUUUGCACUGGAGCCUCUCCUUUCUGUUCCUGGAUAGAUGCUAUUGGGAGGACGGCGGCAAGGAGAGGACACGAGGCUCUGACUCUCCUGUAAUUCUCUAGUGAUUAUUAAAUAGACGUGCAAUCACAGACUACUGAGAAGAAUUGCACUUCUUCCCGAAGAAGAACUACUGGUAUGUGUCAAAAACGCUCGGGGCCUGCGUACAGGACAUUAAAAUGUAGCAGAGUUUGUGAAAUGAAAACCCAGUCAACUCGUCACCUGAUGGCUUCUGUAUCAUCCAGCGCCCCUUUCUGUGCAGACCCAGAGCUGGCUCCCCACGGAGGAUUGCCUACGUGCCACUGUCUCUUUGCCCUUGGGCCUGUUGCUGGGUCCCUGGUGGAAAUAGUGAGAAACACCCUUACCACUGGUGGGCUUGGCCUACUUACAAAUGGAAAAAAAUUGAAGUUGAUCUGCCUUUAUACAAAUGAGGCUCUUUACCUUUGAUGAUAAUUCACCUGCUCAAGUAUUGUUACGGACUGAACGUCUGUUCCCUCCCAAAUUCAGAUGUUGAAGUGCCAACUCCCAGUGGGAUGGUGUCAGGAGGUGGCCUUUGGGGGGGUGAUCAGGCCACGAGGGUGGAGCCUGCAGGAAUGGGAUCAGUGCUUUAUCAGAAGAUAGCAGAGGGACGCCAGGGUGGCUCAGGGGUUGAGCAUCUGCCUUUGGCCCAGGGCGUGAUCCCGGGGUCCCAGGAUGGAGUCCUGCUUCGGGCUCCCCGCAGGGAGCCCGCCUCUCCCUCUGCCCGUGUCUCUGCCUCUCUCUGUGUCUCUCAUGAACAAAUAAAUA